UGGAUGUGAUACCAGUUUAACAACACAACAGUUGUUUGUAUUGUACAGUAUAUACAGUAUAUAUCAUAGGGUUAACAAAACUUUCACGUAAAACCUCAAUCAGAUUAUUAGUAUUAUUGUUGUUGUUUUUGUGUUAAAUAUUGUUUUGAAAGUUGAAAUUGAAACUGUUGUCUACAUUACUAUAUAUAUAUUUAAAAAAUAUUUUUUGUGCCAAAAGUAUGACUACUACCAGUGCUAGUGUCGAGUUUAAUGGUUGGACCAUUUGGUACGAUAAGCAUGGAUCCGGAGAUAUACCUGUCCUUAUGAUUCCUGGUGCUAUAGGUACGGCAAGGACUGACUUUUAUGAACAGUUAGAAGGAGACGAUAUACUGGAUGAGGACAAGUUUACUAUCAUAGCUGUAGACCCUCCCGGCUCUGGUAGGUCUCGUCCACCAGUUCGCAAAUAUGGCAGUAAUCUCUAUGAUAUCGAUGCCCAAUGUUUUUAUCAACUUAUGAUACAUUUGGGUUACGAAAGUUUUGCAGUUAUCGGUUGGUCAGAGGGAGCAACCGCUGCCCUAUGGAUGGCCUGUAAAUAUCCGAAAGUGAUAACCAAAAUGAUCAUCAGUGGUGUCAUAGCAUAUCCCGACACCAAAGUGUUGACUGAAUUAAGAGCUAUUGGAUCAGUCAAACAAUGGCCACGAAAACGAUUGGAUAACUAUCGGAAAGCAUAUACCAGUGAUGAGGAAAUUGCAAAACUAUGGGAUAAACAACUUAUGUUUUAUGAACACAUCCGCACAUACUUUCCCAAUGAUGUCAAUGAAGACAACUACCGUCACAUUGAUUUUCCAGUGCUUAUCAUACACGGAGAUAAGGACACCAUUAGCACAUUAGAUCAUUGCAAUUAUUUGCUCAAACGUAUGGCCACUGCUUAUCUGCACCGACUGUCCAACGGUGACCACGAUCUCCAUCAGCGAUAUUCAACUAUUUAUUGCCGACUUGUCGAGGAUUUUCUACUAAAUAAAAGUCCAAAUAUUGGUACGAAAAAUGGCAAUAAUGAGGAUGUUAUCGGAGAUUUCAUGACAUAAUGUCUUAAUUUUGUUGUUUUGUUGUA
Oppia nitens is the source of this 1090-nucleotide messenger RNA. RefSeq names its product valacyclovir hydrolase-like. The transcript is spliced from 4 exons. The record is from RefSeq and is a predicted model, not a curated record. Bases 219 to 1064 code for a protein of 281 amino acids. NCBI's taxonomy places the organism in Eukaryota, Metazoa, Arthropoda, Arachnida, Sarcoptiformes, Oppiidae.